AUGUCCCGUUUCCCGCCUCCUAACAUAGCUUUAACUAAUGUGUACGUGUAUCACAAAAGAGAUGGUGUUGAAACAGUGGGCCUCUAUAAAAUAUACGAUAUUGUAUGGGAUGAAACACAAGUGGUUGAAAUGGUACGGUCUCUUCACGAAAAGCACACACGUCCACUGACGUAUUACUAUCCGGCGAUGGGGCCCACACUGCCACCAUUGGUCUACUGGGGCUAUCCGACACCACCCGUCUCGCCGGCGCACUACUACCAUCCUCCUCACCAUCCUCAGACAAUGAUCCCUGAGGUGGUGUCAGUGGGGGGCGGCUCUCCGUUGCCCAUACCACCACCAGCUGCAUGUCACGAAUGGCCAAUCUUUAUGGUCAAU
Messenger RNA from Iphiclides podalirius (scarce swallowtail), 375 nucleotides. The record is from the annotation of a GenBank genome assembly. NCBI's taxonomy places the organism in Eukaryota, Metazoa, Arthropoda, Insecta, Lepidoptera, Papilionidae.